UAUUUCUUUAUUGCCCCCUCACCCCCCGCUGAUAUCAUUCUACAGCUCAUCCAGCUUGCCCACUCUUCACUUGGCUCUUAUUUAUUCUCUGGUAGAUUCAACUAUUCACUACCUUUUGCGCCACUUCAACGAUCAAGAUGUCUCUUUGUCUGAAUCGCCUGACGGAAGAAAGAAAGCAGUGGCGACGUGACCAUCCUUUCGGAUUCUACGCGAAGCCUUAUCGAACCCCUCAGGGUGUGUUGGAUUUGAAGCGCUGGGAGUGUGGCAUCCCGGGAAAGGCGCAGACUCUCUGGGACGGCGGACUUUUCAAGCUCGAUGUUACUUUUCCAGACGAAUACCCGACUAAGCCUCCAAAGUGCAAAUUCGUCCCUCCUCUAUUUCACCCGAAUGUUUACCCCUCAGGCACCGUCUGCCUUUCAAUCUUGAACGAGGAAGAAGCCUGGAAACCUGCCAUCACCAUUAAACAAAUUCUGCUUGGCAUCCAGGACCUGCUCGAUGACCCCAAUCCGGAGUCGCCUGCACAGGCGGAGGCAUACAAUCUGUUCAAGAAGGAUCGGCCGGCAUAUGAGAAACGGGUGAGACAAGUUGUGAAGGAUAACCCAACGCUUUAA
Molecule: messenger RNA, 611 nt
Organism: Aspergillus nomiae NRRL 13137
Lineage: Eukaryota; Fungi; Ascomycota; Eurotiomycetes; Eurotiales; Aspergillaceae
Product: E2 SUMO-conjugating protein UBC9
Exons: 4
Coding region: 138-611 (157 amino acids)
Biological process (GO): protein sumoylation
Cellular component (GO): nucleus
Molecular function (GO): SUMO conjugating enzyme activity
Source: RefSeq, a predicted model, not a curated record